AUCCUCUAUGUCAAGGACAAAAUUGGGAACUCCGUUUGAAACUAUCAUUGGAAAUAGAUGUUUACUGCAGUUUUGUACUUGCUCACCAAAGCUAACUUCAGCAUGCUCAAAAGGAAGCAGAGCUCCAGGGUGGAGGCCCAGCCGGUUACUGACUUUGGUCCCGAUGAAUCUCUUUCAGACAAUGCUGACAUACUCUGGAUUAACAAGCCAUGGGUUCACUCUUUGCUGCGCAUCUGUGCCAUCAUCAGCGUCAUUUCCGUCUGUAUGAACACGCCCAUGACCUUCGAACACUACCCUCCUCUUCAGUAUGUGACGUUUACUCUGGAUACUUUGCUGAUGUUUCUCUACACGGCAGAGAUGAUAGCAAAAAUGCACAUCCGGGGCAUUGUCAAGGGGGAUAGUUCCUAUGUGAAAGAUCGCUGGUGUGUUUUUGAUGGAUUUAUGGUCUUCUGCCUUUGGGUUUCAUUGGUGUUACAGGUAUUUGAAAUUGCUGAUAUAGUUGACCAGAUGUCACCUUGGGGCAUGUUGCGGAUCCCGCGGCCACUAAUUAUGAUUCGGGCAUUCCGGAUUUAUUUCCGAUUUGAGCUACCAAGGACCAGAAUUACAAACAUUUUAAAGCGAUCGGGAGAACAAAUUUGGAGCGUUUCAAUUUUCCUCCUUUUCUUUCUGCUUCUUUAUGGAAUUUUAGGAGUUCAGAUGUUUGGAACAUUUACCUAUCACUGUGUGGUAAAUGACACGAAACCAGGAAAUGUAACCUGGAAUAGCUUAGCUAUCCCAGAUACACACUGCUCACCAGAGCUGGAAGAAGGCUACCAAUGCCCCCCAGGAUUUAAAUGCAUGGACCUUGAAGACCUGGGACUUAGCAGGCAAGAGCUGGGCUACAGUGGCUUUAAUGAGAUAGGCACCAGCAUAUUCACGGUCUACGAGGCUGCGUCCCAGGAAGGCUGGGUGUUCCUCAUGUACAGAGCAAUUGACAGCUUCCCCCGCUGGAGGUCCUACUUCUACUUCAUCACGCUCAUCUUCUUCCUGGCCUGGCUUGUGAAGAAUGUAUUUAUCGCUGUCAUCAUCGAAACAUUUGCAGAAAUCAGGGUACAGUUUCAACAGAUGUGGGGAUCGAGAAGCAGUACUACGUCAACGGCCACCACGCAGAUGUUUCAUGAAGACGCUGCCGGUGGAUGGCAGCUGGUAGCUGUGGAUGUCAACAAGCCCCAGGGACGCGCCCCAGCCUGCCUCCAGGUGGCUUUUACAGUACUUUUUGAUUUGGAAGCACUUCUGAAGAUAUGGUGUUUGGGAUUUACUGGAUAUAUUAGCUCAUCUCUCCACAAAUUUGAACUACUACUCGUGAUUGGAACUACUCUUCAUGUAUAUCCAGAUCUUUAUCAUUCUCAGUUCACAUACUUUCAGGUUCUUCGGGUAGUUCGACUUAUUAAGAUUUCACCAGCAUUAGAAGACUUUGUGUACAAGAUAUUUGGUCCUGGAAAAAAGCUUGGGAGUUUGGUUGUAUUUACUGCCAGCCUCUUGAUUGUUAUGUCAGCAAUUAGUCUGCAGAUGUUCUGCUUUGUUGAAGAACUGGACAGGUUUACAACGUUUCCAAGGGCAUUUAUGUCCAUGUUCCAGAUCCUCACCCAGGAAGGAUGGGUAGACGUGAUGGACCAAACCCUGAAUGCUGUGGGCCACAUGUGGGCACCUGUGGUGGCCAUCUAUUUUAUUCUGUACCAUCUCUUUGCCACUCUGAUCCUCCUGAGUUUGUUUGUUGCUGUUAUUUUGGACAACUUAGAACUUGAUGAAGAUCUAAAGAAGCUUAAACAAUUAAAGCAAAGUGAAGCGAAUGCGGACACCAAAGAAAAACUCCCUUUGCGACUUCGAAUCUUCGAAAAAUUUCCAAACAGACCGCAAAUGGUGAAAAUCUCAAAGCUUCCUUCAGACUUUACAGUUCCUAAAAUCAGGGAAAGUUUCAUGAAGCAGUUCAUCGAUCGCCAGCAACAGGACACCUGCUGCCUCUUACGAAGCCUUCCGUCUACCUCUUCCUCGUCAUGUGAUCACUCCAAACGGUCUGCAAUUGAAGACAACAAAUACAUCGACCAAAAACUUCGCAAGUCUGUUUUCAGCAUAAGGGCAAGGAAUCUUCUAGAAAAGGAGACUGCAGUCACUAAAAUCUUAAGCAAGAGGCCAUUACAGAGAAGCUCACCUAUUAGCAUCUGUGGUUGUCUCCCCUUAGGAGGAUUUCAUUGUCACUCUCCUGGAGUCAGAGCUUGCACUCGACAGCGCAUGCUGAGCGGAUCAUUUGAGGGGCAGCCAGCAAAGGAAAGGUCAAUUCUCAGUGUGCAGCAUCAUAUCCGCCAAGAGCGCAGGUCACUGAGACACGGAUCCAAUAGCCAGAGGAUCAGCAGGGGGAAAUCUCUUGAAACCCUGACUCAAGAUCAUUCCAAUACAGUGAGAUAUAGAAACGCACAAAGAGAAGACAGUGAAAUCAAGAUGAUCCAGGAAAAAAAGGAACAAGCGGAAAUGAAAAGGAAAGUGCAGGAAGAGGAGCUGAGAGAGAAUCACCCAUACUUCGACAAGCCUCUGUUCAUUGUUGGACGGGAGCACAGGUUCAGAAACUUCUGCCGGGUGGUGGUCCGGGCACGCUUCAAUGCAUCUAAAACAGAUCCCGUCACAGGAGCUGUGAAAAAUACAAAGUACCAUCAACUUUAUGAUCUGCUGGGACUAGUAACUUACCUGGACUGGGUCAUGAUCAUCGUAACCAUCUGUUCCUGCAUUUCCAUGAUGUUUGAGUCCCCCUUUCGAAGAGUCAUGCACGCCCCGACUUUGCAGAUCGCUGAGUACGUGUUUGUGAUAUUUAUGAGCAUCGAGCUUAAUCUGAAGAUUAUGGCAGAUGGCCUAUUUUUCACUCCAACUGCUGUCAUCAGGGACUUUGGUGGAGUCAUGGACAUAUUUAUAUAUCUUGUGAGCUUGAUAUUUCUUUGUUGGAUGCCUCAAAAUGUGCCUGCUGAAUCGGGAGCUCAGCUUUUAAUGGUUCUUCGGUGCCUGAGACCUCUGCGGAUAUUCAAACUGGUGCCUCAGAUGAGGAAAGUUGUUCGAGAACUUUUCAGCGGCUUCAAGGAAAUUUUCUUGGUCUCCAUUCUUUUGUUGACAUUAAUGCUUGUUUUUGCAAGCUUUGGAGUUCAGCUUUUUGCGGGAAAACUGGCCAAGUGCAAUGAUCCCAACAUUAUUAGGAGGGAAGAUUGUAACGGCAUAUUCAGAAUUAAUGUAAGUGUGUCCAAGAACUUAAAUUUAAAAUUAAGACCUGGAGAGAAAAAGCCUGGAUUCUGGGUGCCCCGUGUUUGGGCAAAUCCUCGGAAUUUUAAUUUUGACAAUGUGGGAAAUGCUAUGCUGGCAUUGUUUGAAGUGCUCUCCCUGAAAGGCUGGGUAGAAGUGAGGGAUGUUAUUAUUCAUCGUGUGGGGCCGAUGCAUGGGAUCUAUAUUCAUGUUUUUGUAUUCCUGGGUUGCAUGAUUGGACUGACCCUUUUUGUUGGAGUAGUUAUUGCUAAUUUCAAUGAAAACAAGGGGACAGCUCUGCUGACUGUAGAUCAGAGAAGAUGGGAAGAUCUGAAGAGCCGACUGAAGAUAGCACAGCCUCUUCAUCUCCCACCUCGCCCGGAUAAUGAUGGUUUUAGAGCUAAGAUGUAUGACAUAACCCAGCAUCCAUUCUUUAAGAGGACAAUUGCAUUGCUUGUCCUGGCCCAGUCGGUGCUGCUGUCCGUCAAGUGGGACGUGGAGGACCCAGUGACCGUUCCUUUAGCAACAAUGUCGGUUGUUUUCACCUUCAUCUUCGUUCUAGAGGUUACGAUGAAGAUCAUAGCAAUGUCACCUGCCGGCUUCUGGCAAAGCAGAAGAAACCGAUAUGACCUGCUGGUGACGUCGCUUGGCGUGGUCUGGGUGGUACUUCACUUUGCCCUCCUGAACGCAUAUACCUACAUGAUGGGUGCCUGCGUGAUUGUCUUCCGGUUUUUCUCUAUCUGUGGAAAGCAUGUAACGCUAAAGAUGCUCCUCCUGACUGUAGUCGUCAGCAUGUAUAAAAGCUUCUUCAUCAUAGUGGGGAUGUUCCUAUUGCUCUUAUGUUAUGCUUUUGCCGGAGUUGUUUUAUUUGGUACUGUGAAAUAUGGAGAGAAUAUUAACAGGCAUGCCAACUUUUCUUCAGCGGGAAAAGCCAUCACUGUACUAUUCCGAAUCGUCACAGGCGAAGACUGGAAUAAGAUUAUGCAUGACUGUAUGGUCCAGCCUCCCUUUUGCACUCCAGAUGAAUUCACAUACUGGGCAACCGACUGCGGAAAUUAUGCUGGGGCGCUUAUGUAUUUCUGUUCAUUUUAUGUCAUCAUUGCCUACAUCAUGCUAAAUCUGCUUGUAGCCAUCAUUGUGGAGAAUUUCUCCUUGUUUUAUUCCACAGAGGAGGACCAGCUUCUAAGUUAUAACGAUCUUCGCCACUUUCAAAUCAUAUGGAAUAUGGUGGAUGAUAAACGAGAGGGGGUGAUUCCGACUUUCCGGGUAAAGUUCCUGCUGAGGCUGCUGCGGGGGAGGCUGGAGGUGGAUCUGGACAAAGACAAGCUCCUGUUUAAGCACAUGUGCUACGAAAUGGAAAGGCUGCAUAAUGGUGGUGACGUCACUUUCCAUGACGUCCUCAGCAUGCUGUCCUACCGGUCGGUCGACAUCCGGAAGAGUCUGCAGCUGGAAGAGCUGCUGGCCAGGGAACAGCUGGAGUACACUAUCGAGGAGGAGGUGGCCAAGCAGACCAUCCGCAUGUGGCUGAAAAAGUGCUUAAAGCGCAUCCGAGCUAAACAGCAGCAGUCCUGCAGCAUCAUCCACAGCCUGAGAGAGAGCCAACAGCAGGAGCUGAGCCGGUUCCUGAAUCCCCCCAGUAUCGAGACCACCCAGCCCAGUGAGGACAUGAACGCUAACAGUCAGGAUAAUAAUAUGCAACCUGAGACCAGCAGCCAGCAGCAGCUCCUGAGCCCUACGCUGUCGGACAGAGGGGGAAGCCGGCAGGACGCCACAGACCCCGGGAAACCCCAAAGGAAGUUCGGGCAGUGGCGGCUGCCCUCAGCACCCAAACCAAUAAGCCACUCAGUGUCUUCGGUCAACUUACGAUUUGCAGGGCGCACAACAAUGAAGUCUGUAGUGUGCAAAAUGAACCCCAUGACCGACACCGCGUCGUGCGGUUCUGAGGUUAAGAAGUGGUGGACCCGGCAGCUGACGGUGGAGAGCGACGAAAGUGGCGAUGACCUUCUGGAUAUUUAGGCGGACGCAGCGCCGAGCAGGGUCUCAUGGGGAACACUGUUCUCUGACAUUGUCCUCCUACGGUCUAACAUCCGCUAGUGAGCAGUCCCGACUUGAGACGUCAUUUGAUUCCACCUUGUCACGAGAUUUUUUUUCUUUAAGUGGAUUUUUGUCCUGCCGUAGGGGGGCGUAAACACUUGGUCUGUGGUAGUUGUGCAUAUAAGGGGUUGUUACCGUGUGUUCAAGAAAAUUCGCAUAAUGGUAGUAUUCGUAAUAUUGCCCAACACUAGGUGUAGAUCAUUCAAACAUUUCGUAUGUCCUGUCUAUGAAAACUAAGGUGUAUCUCCAUAUAUGCUCGUGUGCAGUAUUACCACCCCCUGAAAGAGUGCUAAGCCCAAAGCGGCUGAUAUUCAUGCUACAGAAGCUACAGCUUUAGUUCCUGUUUUUCCCACUUCCACUAGAAAUACUGCCCUUGGGAAAAUUUAUUAUUUAUGAUUGAUCUGAAAAGGUCAGCACUGAGCUCAUAUGAAAAUGAUAGUAGUUUUACAAACUACAGAUUCUGAAUUUUUAAACGUGUAUUCUUUUCUCAUGUUAUUCUUAAAAAUAUGCACAAGAUAUCUAGAGGUCAGACCAAGUCAAUUUCUGGCCUCAGUCACUCUGAUGAAACCGUUGCCUGCUUCCUCGAGAAUUGUGUGUACAGGGACCAGGCAAAGAAAUUGGCCCAAGGAGCCAACUGGUUUAAAACAAACAUGUACAUAGAUCGCUGGAAGGACUUGCUUACAUAAAGAUGUUGAGUUUCUUUCUAAGGCUUUUAAUAGCUAAGUUUAGCAAAAAGGGUAAAACUACAUGAUUCAGCUUAUUAAAGAAAUCUUCAGGUGUGUCAUGUUAUCACUGGUUUCAUUUCCUACCCAGGGUGUGUCCAAUUUGCCAUAAAGUCGGCAAAGAUAUCAUGAGUUGAUCCAACACACCAGUUCCAUGUUCAAUGCAAAAUGACUCCCUGCUACCAGACUCUUCUAUGAAAAUAAUGGCAACUUUGUAAAAUCCUGCUUGGAACUCACAGUUUAGGGACCCCACAACUCAGCUGUAUUUGUUUCACACACCAUGUGCUCUGGGAAAAUUAAAAUGCGACGGGAUUACGAAGUACCUGGGCCUCUUAUGCUGGGUCAACCAAGUAGAAGUGCAUCCGGGCCCUCAACUGCAUUAUUUUUGAUUGGAGAUUUGCUGUUUCGAUGAUUUCUUUUAACGGAGUGAUGAUCUCCGAGUCCUUUGACACCCCAGGUUGCUUUAUGAUCUCUUUUUCUCUAUUUAACGUUCUUAAAAUAGCCAAAUCCUUUCUGUAUAACAAACGUAACAUUGUGGUGCCAUCUAUUGUUUGUAGGAUUAAUUGUGACUCUAGGAUAAUGGGUAAUUAAAGUCAGUGCUGCCAAAAGGAUUUUAUUUGGUUUUAUGUUCAGUUGGAGUUUACUUUUUGUACAUAAGCAAAUCAAAUAAAUAUUGACUUUGUAAAAGAA
Molecule: messenger RNA, 6764 nt
Organism: Leptonychotes weddellii (Weddell seal)
Lineage: Eukaryota; Metazoa; Chordata; Mammalia; Carnivora; Phocidae
Source: RefSeq, a predicted model, not a curated record